UAUGGUUAGGCCAUCCCGGAGAUCUUUCUUUCGUCCCUGUAAACAUUGUGACGAAUCAAUAAAAAGCUUCGUGUGUUGUCUCAAAAAAAAAACCAGCAGGAGGCGGCGGAGGCCUGCGUUCAUUGAUCCCCUUUGACCCCGACUCCCACUCCAAUUCGAUUUCAUCUUCCCACCCAACACGGAUCGAUCGUGCCAAUCCACCCAAUAAAUCCAUCCACGCACACACCCGCCGAGACGAAGCAAAGAUUUGUGAUCCAUCCCGCUUGAACAAGGCAAUCGAUUUGUGAUCCGAUGGCCGAUUACGGCUAUCCCGACGGCGGCGGCGAAGAGAAGGACAUGCAGUGGCCACCGGCUCCUCCCGCCUACGGCUACCCCGACGACGACGGCGGCGGCAAGCGGCCGCCCUUCGUCCUCAUCGAUCCAAAGGCCUACUUCGCCGACCGCAAGAACGCCACCACCGCCUUCUGCGAUAUGAAGGCCCCCAAGCUCAAGGGCCGACUCCAGGUCACCUUCUGCGCCGUCGCCCCGCCGCUCGUCUCCUACUUCUGCGUCCACGCCACCCACAUGGACCACACCGAGUUCGCCGUAUCGCCCUUCAUCGUGGCCACCGAGACCGACGGCGGCCUCGUCCUCCUAUGCGUCGUCGCCGGUAAGCAUCCAACCGAUGCCCAGCUUCUCCGAAAUCGCCAAUACUUCGUCUACGACGCCUGCGACUGCCAACUUUACCACCUCCCGCACCCUGGCCCCCAACACGAAAUCAACGGCUUCUCGCUCGCCAUCAUGCGCGAGCCCAACAAAGGCACCGGCACCUGCAACCUACACCCCCAUGGACAGGCAGAGUUCGGUCACUUCGUCGUUGCCGCACAAGCUCGCUUUUUCUGGGGUAAAGAAUCUCCUCAGCUCUGCAUCUAUCACUCUGCUACCAAGACCUGGAGCAAGAAGCCGGUGGUGAUAGAUUCAUCUCCACAAAAACACUCCACAACCAAGACAUUCACCAUUGGAGGACCCAAGGGCACCGUGGCCUGGGUGGAUCUCUGCCGCAACAUCAUCUUCUGCGACGUGCUUGCCGAACGCCCCAAGCUCAGCUGCCUGAAUCUGCCACCGCCCCUCAGGCCCCGCCCCAACGUCGGGGCUGGCGAUCCAAGGUCUCAUCGCAACAUUGCGGUCCUUGGCAACACCAUCAAGUAUGUCGAGAUGCUGCCUCACCCCGACAGAAGCUCCUCUACACACCCCUCCCAUCGUUGGGAGGUCGCGGCAUGGAGCAUCCAGAAGGCAAAUCGGUCCUGGCCCAAGGACUGGCACACCGAAUGCAACCUCGAUUCCACCCAUAUAAGGGUUGAUUCUGGUACCACAGCGGCUGCCCUCCCAACCUUGUCGACUCUCCACGUUGGCCUGCCCACCGUCAGCCUGCAGAAUGAUGCCAUUAUUUACUUGCUCGCCAAGAUUGACUACCGCCAAAGCGAACACACAGCAUGGGUGCUUGCUGUUGACAUGCAGACCAAGACUGUCACGCAAGUGGCUGAGUUUUGCGCCGAGAGGACUCUUGGUUUAGCCUUGGGCUUCGACGCAAGUAGCAUCUCGGCAUAUCUCCAAACUGCUCCAGGUACACAGCGAAUACCUAAACGACCAGGGGUGCCGUUGAUGAAAUGCCCUAGCAAGAAGCAGAGUAAAGAUGCUUGAGAUCAUAAAGAAGACGAUGCCAUGGUGAUUUUUUCUUCAUGAGGUUGCAUGGAAGCUGUAUGACCUGCGAUUGGUGCCGGGUAUCAGUGGAGGGGGUAGUGGAUUAUCAUGUCUGCUGGUCUGCCCCUUCCUUUGUCUGUCUUUUGUUUAUUUUAGGAUUAUUAUGGCCCUCUAGACCCUGUUCUAGAGUUCCUUUCUUCAUUAUCUCACCGCCUACUCUACCGGCUUGUCUAUAAUACAAGCUGUAUUAUUAAAACUGUCUAUGAACUAUAUAUUAUGUCAGUUGUAGUACCCCCUUCUGUUUUCUGUUCCCCGCGGUUGUCUUCUGUUAACAUCAUAACCUGCUGUUACCAUCAUACCUGUGGAGAGUUGGGUGAGUAUUGUUUCUGACAUGUGUUGUCAGUGACGCAACAUCUCCAUUUGGGUGGGUGGGGAAUUUAUUAACAUUUUGAGCUAUG
Messenger RNA from Triticum aestivum (bread wheat), 2138 nucleotides. RefSeq lists its product as uncharacterized. The record is from RefSeq and is a predicted model, not a curated record. The transcript has 2 exons. Bases 292 to 1680 code for a protein of 462 amino acids. NCBI's taxonomy places the organism in Eukaryota, Viridiplantae, Streptophyta, Magnoliopsida, Poales, Poaceae.